Messenger RNA from Porites lobata, 11723 nucleotides. The record is from the annotation of a GenBank genome assembly. NCBI's taxonomy places the organism in Eukaryota, Metazoa, Cnidaria, Anthozoa, Scleractinia, Poritidae.
UGAAAAAACAUGCCUUUUUAUGGCUAGAUAGUACUAUUUAAUAUCAAUUUUCGCCAUGUUUACAAAACUGAGUCGCGAAGAGGCGCGCAAGAUUCUAGGCAGUGUUGACUUGCCAGGUAACUUUCAGCGAUUACAUUGUUUGUGAAGUGACUUCUUGCAUUGUUGUUAGUUGCUGCUAUCAAGUUUAUUUAUUAAUAAGGAGACUUUGUUUCUUUUAAAUAUUUUAAAAUGAAUUUGAGUUUAAAGCCGGAGUGUCUAAAAAGCACAACAUUUCGACCCGAUUUUUCGGAAAUGGAAUUGGAGAAAAAGAAGCUUACAUAUAUACAGGGCUUCUGCAUUGUCAGAUUUGUUACAGACAAAGCGUCGAGAACCAAAUUUACUGGCGAAGUAACUUUCUUUCACACUUGGUAUUCCUACUAACUCAUUGCAGGAUCUACAGCAACGAAUUUAAAACUUGCUCUCGCCACAAAAGCCGACAGACAGGUAAGUUUUGCAUGGAAUUGAAAUAAAAGUUUUUUAACUUAAAAUAAAAUGUAAAAUUACAAGUUAUACUUAUCUUGAUUGAAACCUAAAACUGGACAAGAUAUCAAUGGACAAUAACGAGGAAAUUGGGAAGAGGGUGCUGGUAGUUAAGAAAAUUGUUUGCUAAGUCAUGUUUGUAACUUUGAAUAGUCUUUCCUUCCAUCUACUUGCAUGGACAGCUUAAAAAGUUAUAUGUAGCUGUGACUCAUCCAUAAUUAAGACAGUCACUGUCUGUCUGUUGUUAUAUGCAGGGACAUAUGGUUUUCCUAGGGGUAUGCCAAUUUUCUAAAUUCACCCUUACCCAUAUGUUCCCAGUAAGUUUUUCCAUUUUCCUUUAGUUGAUAUAUUUCAUAUUAUUUGGCUUUUCUUAUUAGUAUGGGGAUAUUAUACAUAUGAAUAGAUGAAAAAGAACUAGGUGGUAAUGCAUCGGUGAAUUUCAGAAGCACCCAUUCCCCUGGGCAACUGUGGGGCAUUUGCCUGCCUUGUAAGUCCUUAGAUGGUGCAGUAGCAAUUUUUUCGGAACCCCAGGGAUUGGGGAUUUGCCAACCCCGGGGCCAUUCCCAGGUUUUCACAUGCACAUGAUUCCCAACUUGAAAUCCAAACAUAGCUAAAAAUGGAGGAAUUUAUAGGAAAAGACUCGCAGGUUGGUGCAUUUGUCAAAGACUAGAAAAAUGCUAUUGUUUAUUGGUAUUUUUUCUGGAUUUUCUGCAUUUCUUUAUCGCUUAUUAAAGCUAGAGUUGUUACAGCAACAUCACAAGCCAUCACUGUACGAGUCAAUUUAUAGAGUGUUUCUGGGUGUUAUAAAACAACUUUUGCUUUGUGGUGUGGGUAUAUAUUAUGCAGUGUCUUGAGAUAUAUCAUUUGGUGAUCGCACUCAUCCACAACACAAAGAAACUACUGAAGUUUUUUUGUUUUUAAAUCAGUCUAGGGUUGAUCAAGGAUUUGAACAAAAUAUGUUUGCCACAAAUAUUCAGAAUGGCUGACUUAACAGUUGACCCUUUAAUUACAAUUAGUUUUACUAAUCAGUUAUUUUAAACAAGAUAAACAACAAUUGUAAUGAAGAGAGAAUCACGAACAGCAUUUAUGUUGUUGUUGAUGUCUUUAUUGACAUGGUUAGUGCUAUAACAAACAGUUUAAGAAAGGAGCGACAGACCUACAGAAAUGAAAAAUUGCACUUUAAGAAUGCUGAAAGUGGUACUUCUCUACUCUGCAGUGAAUGACAACUGCUGUUAGUAGUACAGUGAUUGCGGAAGCUUCUGGGUGGGGCAUUUGCCUUUCUAUUUUUGUCCCCGCCAUGGGGUAUUAGGCUGUUUUAAUGUCCCUGCCCUCAGGAUCUAGUAAUUUGCCAUCCAGGAAGAAAAAUUAUUUGCAUUUGCAAAAAGAGGGUCUUGAAAGUUGUUAUCGUGUUGUUAUGAAAAAUCAAGGAAUUUUCUCCUCCAAAGUUUGGCUUUCUCUUUUUAUGGUCCUACAGGAGUUAAUUGCCUCAAGGAGAGAUGAGCAGGAAGCAAGAAUUGCUGCAGUAACUGAAAUUCAACGUGUUUGGAGAGGGUACUUCACACGGUAAAUAUACUUACUUAAGAGCUAAACAUGUAGCAUUAAGAUGUGACCGGUAAUGUUUUACUUUUUUAUGUUCUAAAACAGGAAUGCUUGUUAAAGUUAUUAAGAUUAAUCAGCUCCUUGUGGACAUUGACUGAUCUCAUGUUUAAUUUAUCAUCAUAGUAACAAUAUUCAUCAUAACAAUAAUCUUUAUCAUUACAGAUGUAAGUUGUUUGGAAUUCUUCAUCCAAAUGCAAGCGUCAUGUCUACAGCUCUUGGCAGUAGAUUCAUUCAAACUCCAUCACGGCUUAGUGAUGUAAGGACGAUUACACCAAUAGUUCCCCACUCUACUCCACAGCCCUCAUCAAAGGUAAGGCUUGUGGUAGCUGUUGUUGAUUUUUGUUCAUUUUUCCCUCACCACUCCUUUUUCUGAUAGCCAUCAUUUUCCUUUCAUCAACUUCUAUUCCUCCACAGCCCACUGAGAUUGUUUUUCACUGAGCCAUUUAUUUACGUAUUUAACCACCGCCUGGUUAGUUCAGUUUGAUAAGCGCCAGUCUGCCAAGCAGGAGGCCGCUGGUUCAAGCCCUAGCUGGACCAACACUCAGGGUCUUUAAAUGACUGAGGAGAAAGUGCUCCCUUUGUAAAGACAUCUGCAAAUGGUUAAACUUUCUAGUCUUCUCGGAUAAGGACGAUAAACUGUAGGCCCUGUCUCACAACCCUUGUAUAUAUAAAUUCUGUGGGACGUUAAAGAACCCACACACUGUUCAUAAAGAGUAGGGGACGUAGUCCCCGGUGUGGUGGUCUAUCUCUCAUGGGGGAAGGGACUGUUACAGGCCCGCAGUAAUUGGCGUCAUGCUGUUGCGGUUACCCUGCCAAUAAUUGGCGAAUCUAACAAAAUAAAAUAAAAGAUGUUUUCAUCCUCUGUUUUCUAUGAGGUUUUGUUUGUUCUUGAUGUAUGAAAAGAAAAGAUAAACAGUCAAACAACAACAGCAAAUAAAAUUAACACCCAAGGAUUUAAAUGAUAAUAGGACAAUGUUUGUUGUUGAAACAAAAGUCACAUGCAAAAAUUCAGAAACAGAAUAACAUUUACAUGCUGCACACAAUGCAAACAGAAUAAACAGUCAUGAUAUUGCUUACGUUUGUGUUUAGUACUAAGGAUAUAAUAAUUUGAAAUGUAUUUAACCAUGGCUUAUGGUAUUGUUCUCAAAACACUACAGGGACGUUCAGUGCCUGCUAAUGCCUUGCCUAGAACAAAGAAGAGGUAUAAAGAGUACUGUCAGCGUGUGGUUGCAGAACAAGGACCAUCAUGUAAGCUGAUGACGUACACAGAAUUCUGUGCUCUACUUAUACAAGAAUGGUGGCGUUCAGUAUUAUUAAAGCCAGACAUGCCCAGACCUCCUCCACCAACUACAGAUGGGGGAGUCUCAGUAACAGGAGCUAUGAGUGAGCGUGUGGACACAGCUGGAACUGAGGGGUCUGAAAAAAGACAAAUCAUUAACAGAGAAGAAGCAGCAAAGAUUAUUCAGAGAUCUUGGAGACAACAUAUUGUAAGACUAUAAAAAUUUAUUUGGACUAAUUUUUAGUGUGGACUCAUUAGUAUCUUUCUGUUGUACCUUGAAAAUUGCUUUCUGCCUCAAUCCUCCAGGGUCUGUCUGCUCAGACAAAUUUAAAAUGGCAAUUAUUGCUAACCCUGGAUUAACUUUUAAUCUAGGUUCCUUUUUCUCAUGUUAAAGUUAGUUGUUUUAGAGAAUCUGGGAACAUACAACUCUAGGCUUAAAAAAUUUAUAAUAAUUUAUCUAAAAGUGAGAGUGAAAAUAAAUCUUGCCAUAUUAACAUCGACUAGGAGUGAAAGGGGUUUAAGGUAUAGAGGAACCUUGAUUUAAUGAACCUCUACAAAACAAAGUCCUCAGUAUAACGAACGAUAUUGAUCCUAGCCCCAUAGUAAAAUAUAUGAAAAAGAUUUACCUCAAUAAAAUAAAACUUCGUUAUAGCAAACAUAUUUUGUCAGUCCCUUGGCCCUUUGUUCUGUUGAGGUUCCACUGUAGCUUACGGCCUAGGAUGAAAAAAACUGUCUCUGUAUUAUUUUGCUUUCUAGGAUGUUCAGGUAUACAGGUACUACAGAGACUUAAUCAACUUUAAAAGCCGUGGAGACCCUUCUUCAAUGCUUAAAUGUAUCAAUCCAAGAGAGGUAUUUUGAUUUUGAAAUGUGGUAUAUUUUAAAAUUAUCUCUUGCGCUUUGUUCAGUUUAAAAUUCUGAUCAUCUGCCUGACCACUUAAUCCCCAGUGUCUUUAAUAAAAUCAUUGGUAAACAGCUCAGUGUGUCCUAUUGAGUUAUGGUUGCUUGCGGGAGGGGGUUGUAGUUUUGUCAUGAAUAUAAAAACACUACAGUCCAUUUGUGAAGUUUUGCUAAAUCUAAUUAUUAUUUAACUGACAUAAAUUUCCAAGAAGAAACCACUGAUUACCUACUUGAAGCUCCUCCUUAAUAUAAUCUUCUGCCAAAAUGUUUAAAACCCAUUGCUGAGGCCCUCUUAGCAGGGGUAACCUAGUAUGUCCGAGUCUGAAUUUCAAAUACAUAUACAGUAAUUUCUCGUUUUGAGGAGAAUGCCAUGUCCUUGUCAGUAUUGAACCCAUCUUUAUGUUUGUAUAUCGCCAUUUCACCCGGUCGUAUGUGUCUGUUUCAAGGCCAUGUUGCUUGUUGGAAUUUAACCCAACGGGGCCUCAUUGUCAAAACCCAUUCGACCUGCGGUUCCCUCCAGAUGCCCAAAAUAUACAUUUUUAAGAAAUGUUAUUUUUGGGAUCUUGUUAAUUAAAUGAAUUCUUUUUUCACAUUAUUUUUCCCUAUAGGCUGAACUCUUAGAUGCUGCUGCUGGAGUCCAUAUAAAGUUUAGGCUGGCAGGAGUGAGUACCCCUAAAUUUAUACAUAAAUCAAUGGAUUUAUCGAUCAAUCAAUCAAUCAAUCAAUAUAUGAGAAAAAAAAUAAUGAUUUAAAGGUAGCACAUCCACUUAGUGGUUCUUCAUCUACCUGAUUCCUGGUCAAAUUGGAAAUUAGAAAUGUUUGGUUUUUGUGGAGAGGGGAAAACUGGGGUAACUGGAGAAAAACAUUUCCAACGAAAGGAGAGAACCAAAAACAAAACCCCUGGGUGUUCUAAAAAAGAGGCUCAAGACUCAGGGCUGUCACUAAAGGUCAGAACUGGGGAUUUCCCCCCUCUCCUCAGCUACUAUGAGCGUGAACCCAGCUACUUUCAUCCUCCUAGCUGUUCGUUUCCCUGCCUACCUUUUGCAUAUACCCUGCAACUUGACAGCAAACCUUGUGUGAUGAGCGUGACAAUAGUUCUGUUUGAAAAUAAUUUCCGCCAAACUUCACCGUCCUUUUAAAAGAUCUUUUUGUAACAGAUCAAAACACAGUUAUAUCAAUUGAACAUGACAAAAAACAUGCAGGUAAUAGGCCUGUCACGUUUGUCACACACAAGUGUUCUGCCGUCUUCUUCUUUGUGCCGUCCUAAUGUGUAAGCUCACUAAUAUGGACUGGGACAUGAACGGGGCCAUAGAAAGUGUCCAUAUUAACAGGGCGUCCGUUUUAAGCGGUUAGUAUUUCAAGAAAAUAUGAGGGCUUUUUUUCUCCAGGAAUAAAACAAACUGUCCAUAAUAAUGAGGUGUCCGUAUUAAGAAGGGUUUGACUGUAAUGUCACAGUAUCUUAUUAUUGACAGCUGUCAAAUUCUAUAUUUUUGGACUUAUUACAGUGGCUUCAAGUACAUUGUCUUUAUUUAAUUUGGUUUUGGCAAUUUUUUUUUUUUCUUCCAGGAAAAGUUCCCUCCCAAUAUCUACUACAAGAUUUUUACUCAUCGCAACAUUGUAGACUUGUGUGCUAAUGCCCCAAGAGAUUACACUCAAGCAACAACAAAACGGCCUCCAGUGGAAUUUAUACACAACAAAGGAAUUAAUGCUGAAGAGGGUGGGUACAUAAAGACAUAUGUAGACUGCGAGUAGUCUUUCUUUUUCUUCAGAUUUAGUGAGGGGAGUGCACAAGUGCAGGCUCCGUGUUGAGCUGCGAGACGCGUUUUGCUCCACGGACCAAGAAAAAGAGAGACCACUCGUAGUCUAAGACAUAUGUAUAGAUGUCAUUAUAUCAGGAAUGGUAAUGAGAACCUCAAAAAUAAGAAUUAAUAAUCAAAACAAUGUUUUUGCAUGUGCAUCACAAUUUUUUGUACAUUUUGUGUGGUGUCACUGCUUAACUGCAACAUGAAAUUUCCUAAUUUCACAUUAGAGAGGUUUAGCCUUAAACGUGAUUCUAAAUCUUUCUAAUGACUUUCCUUUUCUCUUUCUGACCUCAGUUAAAUUCCUUAAGGGGGGAUGGGGGGGCUUUGUAGCGAAGCGUCCGGCCUGUAGAAAUCACUGCCUGCAGAGUACAAACCCAGCUAAUGCAAGAACCUAAUAAGAAUCAUGACAAGUUAUAUUUAGGAGGUUUUGGUUAAGAAAUUGAGGGAGGGUGUUAACGUUUGGGCUCAAAGAAUGGGAAUUAUCCUCGAAUAAAUGGCCUGGUUUAAGGCGGUGCUUAUUUGAAUUUUGCACUUUCCAAAACCUAAUUAUUGAUAUAUAUUACAUUUAGCACAGCCGUUUUCAUGAUUGAAGCGGCCAUCACAUUACACAUAGUCUUCAACAGAACAGAAGAUACAUGUAGUUAGUGUGUGGUGCUAUCCCAUCAAUAAACUGUGACAAGUAUUUAAAAAGUCUCUUGUUUUGUAGAUAACAGAACUGGCUGGUAUCAAAGAUGGGAGAAUAAUGGCUGGAGACUGGUGUCUGACCGAAUAAUGAAACAAGUUGAUCAGGAUCCUGUUGUUUAUGAGUCAGCUCUUAAAAAAGAACAGUUCAGUUAUAAUAAGGUACUGUAUGGGGUUCUUUCUGUUUACACAAACCGACAGGAAAAAAAUGUUAGGCUAUAUUUACACUAUUCCACAGGGUACCCAACGACGGUUUCCUCAUAAACACUUCGAAAUUGCUUUUAAGGUUAUUCAGAGUACUUUUAGAUCUCUAGAAAUGCAUUCUAAAGAAUGCUACAAAAUCUGUAUCUGUUCGGUCAUCCUAGGGGAACUUAAGGCUUUUCGAAAUUACAAGGGCUUCAAUUUUAUAUUUCCCGAAAAUUUUAAAUGUAAUUCGAAAGUGAGAUUUUUUCUGAUUCCUUAACUUCCUUAAUGUAAAAUUUUUAGGCUUCCUUUUUCACGAAAAAUAGCCAAAUCUGGGGAGUGUAAUGUGAAAAAUUAAACUCCUGAAAAUCGUAGGGGAUUUUUUAGAUAAGCUUCGAAAAUUCUACGUGAAAGGAACGGUCAUCGAGAAAAUUUUUAGCUUUCUCCAAAAAGUAGAAACUUCUAGGCAAUAUUUGCUUAUCCGAACAGAUAUUCUACAGAAAACAGUCGUUGGGUGCCCCUGAUACCCGGCAUGAAAAUCAUACCAGUUACGGCUUCUGUUCACGCAUACGAACAGUCAAUUCGGCGCGAUUCCUGUAGCGGAACGAAUCUGCACCGCGCCUAGUCGGCUACUAAGCCGUUUCUACUGUUGCGUGAUUACACUGAAAACAGCUGUGUAGCAGACUACGCCGCGCCGAUCACGAAAGUUUUGGUACAGUGUGAACAGAUAUUCGGACCGUUGCGGAAGUGAAUAAGUAGAAGCGAGGACUGGAAUCCACUGACACGGAAGUAUAUAUUCAGGAGUGAGGACUGUUAGUUGACCAGACCCUCUUGGCCAACCGCGCCGGCACAGUGUUUUGAUGUGCUUCGAUCUGUUUGAACGAUUUGUUCUAGUUCUGUGCCGUUGCUAUUCAGUGUGAACAAGCCUCAGACGCAAACAUCCAUAUUAUAUUUUGUUAAAGCUCUUCUCCUGGAAACUGCAAACUAUUUUAUUUUUAAGGUAAAUUUUUUUUUGUGCAGGUUAUUAGAAAACAGGACCUUGAGAGAAAACGGAAAAGAAAGAAAGUGGAGUGGAUGAAGAAAAUGUAAUUAUUGAAUUCUGAGUAUUUUUACCACCUACUUUCCGGUCAGACCUUACUCGUGGUUUCCAGUAAAGCAUAUUCAUGACCAUUGACCGCGGCAGUGUUUGCUCAGUCGGUAGAGCGUGUGACUGCAGAGCGGGAGGUCGCGGGUUCGAUUCCCGGUACCGGGACCAACACUCAGGGUGUUAAAAUAACUGAGAAGUGAAGGUACUCCCUUUGCACCGCAAGCGGCGAGACCUUCGCGUGACUCGGAUGACCACGUAAAAUGACUGUUCAGUCUCCAGUAGGAGAUGUAAAAAUAGUGUCCCCAAUUAGUACUUUGGUGCAUUUCCUUGGUAAAUAAACGACGACUCCAUGUUUUUACUUUUUUAAAUUAUUGGCUGAUAGAAGAAACAAACGAGUAAAAAAUUACAACAACGACAACAUCAAUCAAAGAACAACAGCAACAACAAACUAACUCUUGGGGAAACCACUUUUGCAUGAUCUUGCUAGCAGUUUUUUUAAAGUAGCCCAUGAAAAAUUUUCAAGGAUGUCUUUGUCUAAGUAUAGAUAGGAAGGAAGAAAACACAAAACUGUUUUAUGUAGUCUCCUGUUUUCUUUGCUUGAGACGUCCUCAUGCAACCUUCACCGCGGUCAGAUAAGAGAAAUUUGCAAAAGCUCAGCAAAGUACUUCAAUGCUCAGGUUGUUCCUUUAUUUGUUGAAAAUGGAAUGUAUUUCCAUGCAACAGGCUUUUAAUUUACUAAACUCUUUGAAAGUUUACUUAAAACGUUCCAAGUGUAUAAAAACCGAAAAAGUGUGUUACUACUAGACUUUCCUUGACGCGAAGCUCAUUAUUUGUUAAAAAUUGCAAAGAUUGUCAAAUUAACUUAUUCUUUGACCGCGGUGGAACGCACUGUCCUUUAAAUAUGUAUAAAUCACAAAACCAGAAGGUUCUCUCGACUUUUUCACACCCAGAAAGUGCACGUGUUAACUCUUUUGGACCUUUUUACCGACCGAAAUGACAAAUUUCCCGACCAUUGAACAUUGCCACAGGUCAGGAAAUGGUCAGGGCAAAAAAAAUUGUUCAAGGUCAGGGAAUUGUCAGGGAAUUUCAAUUUUUUAGUGAGGGAAUAUUAAAGUCUUCGAACGGAGUCAGGGAAAAGCGAAAUGUUAAGAGUGCAUAUUUUUAUUUUAGUCUUUUUCCUCUACUUUUAUUGUUUUCUACUGUUUGAUUUUUUUGUACAUUUAACGGACAUGAAUCUUGUUGUAUUGGUAGAAUAUUGUUCAUCAGAGAAUUUGAAUGAUAAGCUCAUUUUGGGUUUUCAAGAAAAUCAAUCCUUUUUGCAUGUCACAUGUAAAUAUUAACGAACUAUCAAUUCGUGUACACUGCACGUGACUUGCUGAAAGCAUGAAUGAACGGGUGAAGAGGAUGCUGUGAGGGAAGAGUUGAGUCCAUUAUCAGGACUUAUUUGUGAAAUUGUUAAUUCAGCUGGUCAGGGAGAUUUUACAUUGGCCAGGAAAAAGGCAGGGAAUUUCAGAAACCUCUGGCUUUGGCAACCAUGCCUACCCUUUAUAUACAUCAACUAGUGAAAUCUCUACCCUUUGUAUACUUUAAGCCUCAAAAGGUACCCCUUUCAGGCGGAGCCUCCCAGUAUAGGCCAUUAUCGGGAGUACCCUCCCCCAGGGCUGAAACCCCACCAGUUACACAGACUAACCCACUCUACCUUGUGCACAGGUACAAGGAAGGCAUGUUGAGGGCCAGACAGGGAGAUCCGAAAACUGAGCAAGUGGUACAGUCAGUAGCUGAAGGAAUGCUUACUAUCACAGACACACGGGGGCAGGAUGCUGUGGAAGAUUGGGAAGUGGAUGAACUGCUGGAAUGGACUAACGGAUUGAACUUUGACCAGUAUGUAAAAGCACUUUUAUUAACGCGACUUUUGGUUUUUCCGGCGGGUAUGGUAAUAUUUCCAAGACUCCUUCCAACACAUCUGAUAUCUGUUAAUAUUUCUAGGAAAUUCAUCACCCGAAUUACUUUAACUAUGCAAGACAGAGUCAAGUUGUGUUGCAUGUAAGUCGAAGGUAGCAGAUAGACGCUGGAAAGGAAAAUGGACUCAAGAAAAACAGAGCGCGGCGCGCGUUUCCUCAUUAGAAAAAUCGCAACUGAUUCUGCUGUAGACUGUUCACAGUCCCCUAUUUUUUCGUAAGGUCGUCAGGAUCGACCGCUUAACAGUAUGGACGGCCAUCUUGGUUUCAUAUGUACCCUGGGGGCUGGCGUCAGGGUUUAAAGCGAUAGGGGGAGGGAGGUAGUUUUGACUCUCAUCCAAGAUGGCUGCCCGUUACGCAAAGCGCUCGAUCUGGACGAAAAAAUAGGGGACUGUGAUCAGUCUAAUUCUGCUGCCAGCAAAAUUGUCUUAAAAAAGCUUCAGUCUUCGCUGAUAUUGCUUGUCGUUACCAUAUGAAAGGGCUUUAGAGAAUUUUUACGUAAGUAUCAUUAAUGGUUAUUUCACCCUUUUUAGAUAUCUUUAUGACUGGAAAGAAGUUGCUACAAGUGCUGGUUCAGAGUAUUUAUCAGGUCAGUUUUUAGACAGACUGUAACCCUGGCAACAACUAAGUUAAUAAACCAUUUUGAAUUCGCUGCCGUAAAACAAAACCACUGAGAAAAGGCACAACCUAAACAGUCCAUAUUUUCUGCGUAGUCAAGAAUGCGCCAACAGUGAAACAAAAUGUCUGGAGCGAGGCUGAAAACGGAGGCUAGUGCGCUCGGUUCUGCAGUCCAGCCACAACCUGGCAAUGUAACCUAUAAGUUCUUGGAACAAGUACACGUGACCGGCGUGAAGGGCGGGAAACUCGUGCAGGUUACUAUUACUUUUGAUGUUAAUCCUGAUCGGCCGAUUGAGUGUCGGAAGAUUUUCUUUAGCCAAUCAAAGAGCAUAGCCAUACAAAAACAAAGCGAUCGCAAAAUUUGCUAGUCAGGGGAAAGAGAUGUUUUUGAGUUCUGACAACGGGCUUCAGCUCGUUAAAACAUUAGGGCCAUUUAUACGAGGAAAAAUAAGACGCGUCUUACAUAAGACGCGUCUCAAAUAGGACGCGAACUUUCCGUAUAAACGGCACAUUUCGUCCAAAAUAAGACGCAGCUUAGCUAAGACGCGUCUUAUUAGAUAAGACAUGCUCGUAUAAAUGGUACAGUUCGCGUCUUAUUUAAGACGCGCCUUAUUUUUCCUCGUAUAAAUGGCUCUAUUAUCUUUGAAAUUUUGUCACGGUGGCCAAUUCUCCUAGUGAACUUGUCAACAAAACCAUUUUCUUGUCCACCGCGAUUCUUCUCUUAAAACUUUUGUAUCAAAACCAAUGUGUGUUUAAUCUGGUUUUGUUGAUGCUGUUGUUAUUGGAGGAUUUUCAGUAAAUUAUUAUUUGGUGAUAUUCUUUGUUUUUCCAGAGCAAACCAAGUUUCUGCCCGAUGACCCCUUUUCGCUAACGUUGAUGUCCAGAUAGCAGCGGUUUUGGCUUUUUUUUGUGUAUCGCGUUCAUUUGUCUUUCAAGUGUGCGUGUGUGUAUGUUUUUCUUAAAUAUUAGUAUUAUAUAAAACCGUUUUUCAGAAUGCACUGUAAAUAAAUAUCAUGCAAAGAUAGACUAAUAAAUUGUUAGGAUUGCUUUUAUCUCCAUAUUUCGUAACGCGAAUAACAGCAGCUAUUACGUGGAACUUG